ACAACAAACGCUCUCUUCUCUCGUUCUCCGGCGCCUAUUUCCCCCCUCUCUCUGGCUCGCCCUCUCUAUCUCUCUCGUACAUAAAGAAUAGUCUGUGUAUAAUCUUCCCAGUUCAUCAUCUCUCUCUCUCUCUCUCUCUCUCCCUCUCUGUUCAUAUAUACAAAAACAAGCUGAAAAAUGUUCACAGAAGGGCUAGACGAAAGCGCUCUUAGCUGGGUCAAGCAGCAAUCAGGUAAUAAAGAAAGUGAGGCGAGAUCACCAUUGUCUGAAAAGAGUAAUCAUGAUUUCGAUCUUCCGAAAUCUCCAUUAGGGUUUAAUUCUAGUACUUACAAAUCGACCCAUGUUCUUCCUCCGCUUAAAUUUCACUCGGGUCUUUUGGGAAGUCAAGUUAAGCUUAAUCUUGAGAGUAGUGAUGAGGAUGAUUUUGAUUAUGAGGAGAAUUAUGGGGAAAGCGUAGCUUCUGUUGCGGAUGAUUUUGAUGAGAAUUUUUCGGAGGAUGAUGAAUUUGGAGGGGCGAGUGUGGAGCAUUAUGAGGAGGGAAUUUGUGGAUUGAAAGCAAGUACAGAAGGGGUUAAGGUUAAUACUGGUUUGAAUUUGAAUAGGGGGUUCUUACAGGAGAAUUUGAGGAUACAGGUUCCGGAAAAUCGCAAGUGUUUUAGAGGAGAAGGGGCUCAGAGUGCAACUUCUGGCAGCAGCUAUAGGCUUCGCGAUAGCGUGCAGUUUCAUAGUGCUUAUGGUACACCAGUUGGUGGAGCUGAUCUGGGGACUCCAAGUGCACCUCCCUUUAUGGAUAUGGGGCGAGAUGAUAGUAACUCGGAAAUGGAAAGUGGAACAGUCCAUCAUAUACACAUAGCAGAGGAAUUAACUAAAAGCCAUGCAUUAAAUUCAGAUAAAAAAGAACUAGAUUCAAGAUGUGAUCCUGGUGAAAGUGGGAAUAGUGGCGUGCUUAAAGACACAGCAGUACCAGUUUCGAAUUGCCAAAUGGAUCCAGUUAAUCAAUCAGUCUAUUACAGCACAAGUGGUCAGAAUGCAUGGCAGUCCCUAGUUGCCUAUGAUGCUUGUUUUCGUCUAUGCCUAAAUGCAUGGACCAGAGGUUGCAUGGAGGCACCGGAGUUUCUCCGUGAUGAGUGCUUGUUGCUCCGCAAUGCUUUUGGAUUACACACAUUACUCUUGCAACCUCGAGGUGCCCAAUCAACAGGAAAAGGUAGUGCCAACACUGCAGACAUGGCAUGCCCCUCAAAAGUGAAGAAAACGAUAGGGAAGAUCAGAGUUGAAGUGAGGAAGCUAAGAAUAAUACCGAGGCGAAAACUCAAGAGCACGAACUCUCUACGAGGUGCAAUGUAUAUGCAAGUGGGAGCAGAGUAUGUCCGGCAUGUUUCAUCACUGGUGAAAAACAGCAUCACUUCUCUAAGACAAGCCUCGUCUAAUCUGACAUCUGAAGAGCUAUGGAAGUGUUCUUUUUAUCUGAAAAGCUCUCUGGAAGAUGGGAAAGAUGAUUCUGUGCAAGACUUUACCUUGAGGCCUGGAACCGGGGAUUACCACGAAUUCUUUCCAGAAAGCCAAGGAGAUGCUCUUAUACUCGAAGUACAAGAUUUAAAGAAAACUGUCCAGGGUCGAGCUACCAUACCAAUUUCAUCUUUGAUUGAAAAUCCUAAUGAUAGGAUGAAAUGGUGGCCUAUAUAUCAUGACGAUCAUGAGUGUGUUGGGAAGAUUCAGCUGUCCGUUUAUGAAACUAUUACAUAUGAUGACAGCCACAUGAAGAAUGGACCUAUAGUGGAAACCCUUGCAUAUGAUAUAUUGCUGGAGUCUGCCAUGCGAGCACAAAAUUUUCAUGCACAAAAUUUAUGGAUAGACGGACCAUGGAAAUGGCUCCUGUCUGAAUUUGCAGACUAUUAUGGAGUUUCUGAUUCAUACACUAAGCUCAGAUAUCUUUCACAUGUUAUGAAUGUUGCUACUCCAAAGAAAGACUGCUUGGAGCUGAUAUAUCAAUUUCUUGUACCUGUUAUAAAGACGAGGGGUGAAAAAAGAUUAACUAGGCAAGAGAAAAGUAUGUUGUUGGAUUGUGAAACUCAAGUCGAGAGCCUUUUGGCAAACAUAUUUGAGAACUACAAGUCGUUGGAUGAGAACUCUCCAACCGGACUGUCAGAUCUUUUGGGCCCAUUACCAGAGGCUGCUGCACCGGCUCUAGCUCCUGCUGUGCAAGUAUAUACAAUUAUUCAUGAUAUACUUGCUCAAGAUGCACAAAUGGUGUUAAGAAACUAUAUUAAGACAGCGGCAGCAAAGAGGUGUAAAAAGCACAUGGUUGAAACAGAUGAAUUUGUCUCGAGCAACUCAGAUGGUUUUCUUAUGGAUUCUUUUACCAGUUCAACGGCAUAUUUGAAGAUAAAGAAGCUUUGCAUAGACUUGAGCAACGAAAUACAGGCAGAUAUUAAGAUUCACAAUGAGCAUAUACUCCCAAGUUCAAUUGACCUUUCAAGCAUCACAGCUGCAGUUUAUAGCUCUGAGUUGUGUAAAAGGCUUACAGUUUUUCUCGCUGCAUGGCCUCCCUCUAGUCCAAAUCCUCAUGUAAAUGAACUUUUGAUAGCAACUGCUGAUUUCGAAAGAAACCUGGAGUUGUGGAAUAUCAGUCCAGUGCCUGGUGGUGUGGAUUCAAGGAAUUUGUACCACAACUACAUAAUGGUGUGGGUACAAGAUAUGCAACUCAACUUACUGGAGUAUUGUAAGGCAGAAAAGGUGUCGUGGUCUGGUGUAAUUACAAACUAUUCUACGUCACCCUUUCCUGAGGAAAUCUAUGAAAGAAUCAGAGAAAUGUUGAUCGAGUAUGAAGUGGUGAUCACCAGGUGGCCUCAAUACACUUUGGUUUUAGAGAAUGCAAUUGCAAAUGUUGAAAGAGCAAUCAUAAAAGCAUUGGAAAAACAGUACAGCGAUGUAUUGACUCCACUGAAAGACAGCAUUCCCAAGAGGCUUGGUAUUCAAGUUCAGAAACUGACAAGAAGACAAUCAACAACAGUUUAUGCGCUUCCUAGUCAAUUGGGAACUUUUCUAAACACCAUCAAAAGAAUCCUUGAUGUUUUACAUUGUAAAGUUGAGGACAAGUUAAAGACUUGGGCAUCUUAUCUUCCGGUUGGUGGAGACAAGAAGUCCAAUUUUGGGGAACAGAUGAAUGAGAUUACUGUUUUGCUGAGGACCAAAUACAAAAAUUACACACAGGCAAUUGUAGUGAAGCUUGUUGCUAAUGUGCAGGCUAAUCGGAGCACACGGCUGCAAAGGAUUCUGGAAGAGACAAAGGAAGCAGAUGGAGAGGCUGAAAUACGAGAAAGGAUGCAAAUGUUGAUUUCUCAAGUUAUUGACUCCAUUUCUAACUUGCAUGAGGUCUUUACCAGUCCAAUAUUCAUUGCAACCUGUCGUGGCUUUUGGGAUAGGAUGGGACAGAUUGUACUUAAGUUCUUGGAGGUGCGUAAAGAAAACCGAGUGUGGUAUAGAGGAUCAUAUCAUGCUCUAGGGAUUCUGGAUGACACAUUUGCAUCACAGAUGCAACGACUGCAAGGGAAUGCAUUGAAAGACAAAGAUAUGGAGACUCCUCGAUCAAUAUGUGAAGCGCGCUCCAUUCUGUGCAGGGAUACAACAAAUGCAACUGAUACAUACUUCUAGGAAGUUCUUCGAGGUUACUUUCUUUCACCCAACCCAAGCUAAGUAUCGCUAUUUUUUGUUGUAAUUAGUCGCACAUAAGAGCUGUUAAUAGUGUCAAGAAACAUCCUAUGUAAUACUUGUACUGCAAUAUCAAUGAAAGAAAGAAAUAUAAUUUUCUUUUCAUUAUUA
Molecule: messenger RNA, 3819 nt
Organism: Daucus carota subsp. sativus
Lineage: Eukaryota; Viridiplantae; Streptophyta; Magnoliopsida; Apiales; Apiaceae
Exons: 22
Coding region: 178-3651 (1157 amino acids)
Source: RefSeq, a predicted model, not a curated record